Pogonomyrmex barbatus (red harvester ant) is the source of this 1465-nucleotide messenger RNA. RefSeq lists its product as uncharacterized. NCBI's taxonomy places the organism in Eukaryota, Metazoa, Arthropoda, Insecta, Hymenoptera, Formicidae. The record is from RefSeq and is a predicted model, not a curated record.
CACAACCCCUCUACCCCCCGCAUAUAAGAACACUGCAUCGCGUGUGCUGGGACCAGUGCCAAACGGAUUGUGAAUCUGUGCAGGCUGUUUUUCGAUUGUGACAACCCCUCAGGUGAUCGAAGUCGGUUGUGUAUCGUGCGACACAACAUUGGAGCACACACGCACCGUUCACAAGAGAAGAUUGUCUAUAUACAUAUACAUAUAUAUAACGCACGUGUAUCUAUUCCUUACAUCCAUCGCUGACGCGAAGAGAUCCGCGAAAGAUACACACCGGCGUUAUUCCGUUAAAGUCGCGCGUUCGCGAGUGCCCGCGUGAUUAAGUGUUAUGCGAUCGCGAUGAUUAUUACAAAAAGCGCGAUGAUCGUAGAAAAUCAAUCGAUGCCAAUGGAGAUCAUACUCACUCGCGAUCAGAGGACUACGUCCCAUCGAGUCCAUGACUAUGCCACACAAAUCUAUGCGCCGGCAUCGAAGUCGGCGGUUUCAUCGUUGCAUCAAACUAAAUAUCAGAACGACGUCGUCGUGAGACACUUUUGCAUCAAAGCGACAACCGCGAAAACCGAAAAACUUGGUCAUGCUCAAAAGCACUUGCCAUAUGAUUUACACCUCAUGCCAACAUUUUAUCAUGACCGAAGAGCACGUUCAAACUCAUCUUUUAAUCUACUCAAAUCUCUAAGGUUAAGCAGUAUAUUGGUGAUUCUGCUAGCAUUGUCAGCGAAAAGUAGCCCAGUAAAUGCAAUUGAUUUCCCAGUAAUGGAUUUCAAGAACGUUGAAAUGAAAUGGAUAAAUCCCUGUGGUCUCUCCACCAAAUUACGAAAUGGCUCCAAUCCGGAUAUUGCUCAAUUGAAUGACCAUGAUCUCGUCAACCAAAUAGUGAUCCAAGCGUCAAAUGCAUUGAAGCAUGCAGAAAAAUUUAGAGAUGAUUUCGUAAGUAACAAAACGUUUUUCGCUACUUUACAUUGUCGUUCUCUUUCGGCUGUGUCUUCUUCCCAUAUAUAUUGCUGCAAUUUAGAUCGAUACAAUAUUAUUAGUUUUAUUAGAGGAUUAAAUUAUUCAAAUAUUACAAAUAUCACUAAUACCCUGAUUCUUUUCUUUUUUCAGGUCCUCUGCGAGAUUCAAGUCGCUUUAGACGAACGUAGCCUAACGCGACGACCGGACGUCACUCGAGAUAUCAUGGCGGAUGAAUACCGAUUGAUGACGUCUCUGACGUUCCGUGAUCUGCGAAGUUGGCUGAUAUACCGGGAAUACAUGAACGGUCUCGAAUACGUGAUACAAGUGUUCAAGCACCUACGCCGGCACCUGCGUCCGCCAUCUGCAGACUCCUAAAGAUCGCAAAGCGAAAGCCGAAGAAGGGUUACCAGACAACGUUUUCCAUCUCCUAUCUCAGAAAAUGAAACGCAAUCAGUGAUGGCUUCAUUUUCCUGAGAUGAUAGAAGAAAAGAGGAUGGAAGAAACGAAAAAAAAAAAA